CUCCUCCGCGUCCGCCUCCUCCUCUCAGUAGUAUUACUCUUUUCUUUUUCUAUUCCCCCAUUCCUUAUAAACAGAGGUCGUCUGCCCUUGAGACUGGGGGCUGCGCACCUGUCUUGCGUUCUCUCGUCGCGGACUGGGGACUAUCCCCGACUUUACUUGUUCCGGCGGGAGUCAUCCUGGCGUCGAUCCGAUUGUGAAGCAUUAUUAAAAUCCACCUGCUCCGUGCAAGAACGUUAUAAUGGCUCCCUCAUGGGACAACCGCUCCAAAUGGACCAUCGGUAUUCUUAGUGACCCGCAGACAGACGAGGUGCCCGGCACCGUCCUCCUGCUGGCCUCGAAUCGUAACGAGCCCUUGGGUCUACGCAAUCAGCCAGCUCGCACUUCAGCCUCGUCACUUCCUUCGCAGUUUCCUCCAAGCCGAUCAUCCUCUCGCUCAGUUGCGCCUGUUCCCAAAAAGACAUCCGAUGGACGCAUUCUUCUAGAGCCGCAGCCGGAGGACACGUUGAAUGAUCCCUUGAACUGGCCAGCAUGGCGAAGAGAUACGGCUUUACUUUCUCUAGGUUUCUAUUGCCUGAUGGGAGGAGGUAUGACCCCAGUGCUGGCCGCUGGGUUCAACGAGGUGGCGAAAGACUACAAUAUCACAACACAACAAGUCGCGUACACGACCGGGCUGUACAUGUUGGGGCUUGGGUUAGGGUCCGUUGUCAUGGCCCCGACGGCCAUCCUCUAUGGAAAACGCCCAGUAUACUUGCUGGGUGCUACUCUAUUUAUAAUCUCCGGCAUUUGGUGCGCACUCUCGCCCAACUAUGUAAGUUUGGUGCUAGCUCGAAUCUUCAUGGGAUUUGCAGUCAGCCCAGUGGAGUGUCUACCGUCUGCAACUAUCGCGGAGAUUUUUUUCCUCCAUGAAAGGGCGUACCGAAUAGGAAUUUAUACACUAUUACUUCUGGGAGGCAAGAACUUGAUACCACUGGUCAGUGCGGCAAUUAUUGGACGAUAUGGCUGGCGUUGGGUAUUUUGGGUGGUCGCUAUAAUUGUUGGCGGCGCUCUUGCGCUAUUAUUUUUCUUUGUCCCUGAAACCUUUUGGGAUCGGACACCCCGACCAAAGUCCAGAUCGAAACGUCCUAAUAUCUACCGAAGUGUAUCUGACUUUGCACACCUUGGCUUUCGUGGACGUCGUCCCGAGCCGCGGUUGAGUGAAAAGCAGCCUAGUUUACCACGCUCAAACGAUGCAUAUGGCCCUACUGAGGAGAACGGCCAUCGAAAGAGGAAAGAAAUGCAUGUUGGCUUUGCUGAGGACCAACUGGACGAGAAAUUGCAAAGCCCUGCCGAUCUAAAGAAUGAGCAUCCUUUUACGGCCAAUGACACCCCUACCGUGGUAGUCAACGAACCAGAUGCAACCCCCGAGGCAUCGCAUCAUUCCCCUACUGAAGACACUGAUGCUCAUCCUGCGCCUCUUUCUCCGGUACACCUGGGUGAUAAUAGACUUUCUUUGGAUCCGAACACGGAUUACUUCAACUCCAGCAAUGGCUCACAACCUGUAUCACCUACCAGGGAUAUUGAAGGGGCUCGACGAACCUCGUUGUCUCCCUUGCCGAUGAACGCGUCGGCUUUGUACACCCAUAACCUCCGCGAACGGCCUCCGGUGUCUUAUGUACAUAUGCUUCGGCCAUGGAACGGACGACUUGCACACGACAAGUGGCAUCGGGUGUUGGUGCGUCCAUUUAUUCUUUUUGCAUAUCCAGCCGUUCUGUGGUCUGCUCUAGUGUAUUCUCUGUCCAUUGGAUGGCUCAUUGUGCUGUCCGAAUCAGUAGCACAUAUUUACCAGGGCAGCCAGAAUUAUAAUUUCUCAGCACUUGCGACUGGGUUGGUUUAUAUCUCGCCAUUUGUGGGUGGUAUCAUUGGUACGGCGGUUGCUGGACGGGUGUCAGAUAUCAUUGUCCGAUAUAUGACACGGCUUAACGGAGGCAUUUAUGAGCCGGAGUUUCGUCUUGUUAUGGCGAUUCCCGUCGCUCUGUCGACAGCGGCAGGAUUGAUGGGGUUCGGUUGGAGUGCGCAAGAAAAAGACAACUGGAUUGUUCCUACGAUUUUCUUUGGAAUCAUUUCGUUUGGCUGUGCGCUGGGUAGCACGACAUCGAUCACAUUCUGCGUGGAUAGUUAUCGCCAAUAUGCAGGCGAGGCGUUGGUUACAUUAAAUUUUAGCAAAAAUAUCUUUCACGGACUGGUCUUCUCCCUCUUCUUCGUUGACUGGCUCGAAUCGGACGGAGCGCGGAAUGUGUUUAUCGCAAUUGGCGGUAUCCAACUUGCGUGUCUGUUGACGGCCAUUCCGAUGUAUAUUUUCGGCAAGCGGGCGCGCAUGUGGACGGUGCGCAAGAAGCUGAUGGAGAAGUUCUGAUAUAAACUUAGGUCAAUAGUGUGUAUAUGGCCGGAGCAUUUGGAUAGAUCAAUUGAUACAUGUAUUUACGUGUUUACAUCUAGGCGCUGGAAGACGGAUAGCUUGAGAUUUUUUCCUUUCAUUUUGCGUUAUAUACUACGUAUAUACGUCUGUCCCUGGGUCCCGAGAAACACUCCAUGACGAGAAAUACACCAGGUACUUUGUCUUCAAAUCACUAUAACUUCGUGCACGCCUUAGAUAUAUCUAUAAUCAUCACUUUGGCAUAUUCUCUAUUUAUCCACGCCUUCACACAAUGGUAACAAUGUUCGGCUAAUAUUACUACAGUGGAGCAAACGUCUGCAAGAGA
Talaromyces proteolyticus is the source of this 2738-nucleotide messenger RNA. RefSeq names its product putative MFS transporter. Bases 239 to 2392 code for a protein of 717 amino acids. Lineage: Eukaryota; Fungi; Ascomycota; Eurotiomycetes; Eurotiales; Trichocomaceae. Gene Ontology annotation, biological process: transmembrane transport. The record is from RefSeq and is a predicted model, not a curated record. The transcript is spliced from 4 exons. Gene Ontology annotation, molecular function: transmembrane transporter activity.